AUGACAUCCAUCGACCAGAUCCUCAACAAGGAGGCCCCACCGUUCAUCGGACGGGCCAUCGAUACCCUCAAGGCAUCUGGAAUACAUGUCGGUACAUACCAGAUUGACCAUAUUUGCUAUCGAACGGGGACAUUAGAAGAGUACACCGAGUUGAAAACCCAACUCGAAGCCAUUGGACAUGUCCUCACGGAAGGGAUCAUUGGCGGGCGCCCCAUCGCAACCUACAAAUUACACCCAGAACAUGCUAUAAAGCUAGUCGACGGCACACAUCCCAUUCAGCAACACUUGGACGUUGUGGAACUCCCGUCACCAAAACCAGGACGCCCUUACCCAUCCGGUCUAGAGCACAUUGAAAUCGUUGUGGAUAAUAUGUCAUUGGAGGAGUUUGCUGCUUUGUAUCCAGAUAUCAAGUGGGAUUGGAGGGCGAUGGGCAAGACGGUCAAUAGGGAUUUGAAAGUCGACUUUGGAGGAUUUUCUGUAAAGUUUCAUGAGAGGCCGUUGGAGGUUGUCAUUCAGAUGGAGAAGGAGGGCAGGCUCUAG
Messenger RNA from Spizellomyces punctatus DAOM BR117, 540 nucleotides. RefSeq lists its product as uncharacterized. The coding region runs from base 1 to 540 and encodes 179 amino acids. The record is from RefSeq and is a predicted model, not a curated record. The transcript has a single exon. NCBI's taxonomy places the organism in Eukaryota, Fungi, Chytridiomycota, Chytridiomycetes, Spizellomycetales, Spizellomycetaceae.